Molecule: messenger RNA, 4306 nt
Organism: Anoplopoma fimbria (sablefish)
Lineage: Eukaryota; Metazoa; Chordata; Actinopteri; Perciformes; Anoplopomatidae
Gene: stbd1
Product: starch binding domain 1
Exons: 4
Coding region: 133-3549 (1138 amino acids)
Cellular component (GO): membrane
Molecular function (GO): starch binding
Source: RefSeq, a predicted model, not a curated record
GAGCGUGGAGAGGAGAGAGGAGUACGCGCAGAGAGCGGACAGCCUGCAGCAGCUCCACACAUACAGAGACAUCAAGGAGGAAAAAAAGGGGCUCGUGAUUUUAAUUUUUUCCUCCCCCAAAAUAGAUGCGCCAUGCCGCUGAAAAAUGGCAACACCGUGGCGGUGGAGAGGCGCGUGGACCUGGCCUCGCUCUUCUGCAUGAUCGGGCGCCAUGGUCCCGCCGUGGCUCUGGCCGUCAUAGCGAUGGUGUCCGUGCUGGCGGCUCUCGUCAUCUACCGGACCGUGAGGGGGAAGCGGAGGAAGGCCACGGCAGAGGCGGCUGCCGCUGACGGCGACGGUAACCGCGAGAGUCCAGCCGGAGUUGAGGGAGACGAGUCGGUGAUCCGGGAAACGCAGGACUCCGUGGAGUCAACAGAUGUGAAUGAUGAAGGCUCAUCAGACGUGAAGCAGGAUGUUCAUCUGAUUCAGAGUGAUCUCAGAAUCAGGCACCGUCGUGCUGCUGCUGCUGAGAAGACCCCUGCACCAUAUUCCCCUCCUGAGAGUGACAUCCGAGUACCAGACAUUGAACCCACCGCUUCAGACGACACAGAGGAAGCGGCAGUUGCGUGGGACUCUCAGCGAGCAGCAGAGACUUAUGCAGAAGAGGCCAAUCAGAACCUGCAGAGUGAUACUUGCACAGAGGCUGAAAUGGUGUUGGAGGAUGCUGUUGAUUGCCAACGUUGUGAGAGCGAUGACGGGAUUAAGGAUGUGUUGGAAGAGUUCCGUGAUAGCUGCUUGAAGGAGCCUGAGCCGAUUAAUGCUGAGAACCACGGGCAGGAAGAUGAGGUGUCAACAGCAGAAUGCCAAGAGGAUGAGGGCGUGACCCCGGAGAAGGAUGUUUUGGACGAGACACCCGGACAAGAAGACAACUUUCAGUGUGCUUUGAACAAUCCGGUGUGCUUCCAACAAUAUAUGAGUGAAAACGGUAAUGAUGAAGGGCUGAGUGAGCAUCAAACCACAAAUAGCGUGGAGUCCAACUUGGAAGAGCCCGUCAUUCAUAUCGAAGGUGUGUCUGUUCCUUGCGUCUGUUAUGGCAAAGAUGAUGACCUUCAGCCAGAGAAUACAGAUAGCACGGAUUUCUGUAGUUAUUCUGGCAAUAUUCGCCUCUCUCCAGAGGGUGAAAGUAGAAAUGAGACUGAUGAGGUGGAAGAGCACGGUUUAGACCACCAGGUAGUCGCUCAUCCUGCUGAGAUCUCGUCGUCGACAUUCCAAAAAGAGUCAAACCUGCCAUCUACACAGCACGAGCAGUGUGACGAUGACACGGACAAGGGGACGUCGCCCAUUCAGGAUACUGACUUGGAUGAAUAUGUUGGUCUAGCAGGUGAAGAAAUUGUACGUGAAGACCACUUGAACAAACUUACAGCUGUCAAAUUUGACGCCCCCUUGGCACAGUUCGAAGAGCAAGACGUGGAGAUUGAACAAAAGGAGGAAAACGGUCCUACAUGUGAUCAAGAGGACAGCGCUCUUUACAAUGGUGCUGAUCAGGCCAAAGAUAAACUGCAGACCGGUGGCAAAGACAUUGUCUGUAGUGAAGAAAGUGGAAGUUCAAGUGAGGCGCUCAGCCCUACUCUGACCUGUUUGAGUGCGCCUGUAAAGGAUGAUAAUCACGAUAGCAGUCUGUCAGGUAUCUCAGGCAUUGCAGAUUCUGCUGAUUUGUCAUUUGAUUGUCAACUCCCACAGAAAGGAGAUAAUACAGCUACAUCUCUCGAUGAAGACCCUAUUUCUAAUAUUCUUGAGCCUAAAAUGUCAUCAUGCGAUAUAGAAAAUGAGCCUGAAAACAACGAAAAUGGCACAGCCGUGGUUUUGGCUGAAGAAUCAGAUGACCAAGUGUAUGACCCUCAGGUUCAAUCUUGCUACGAAGACCAACAAAGCAUCCAAGCGCUAAGAAAUGAAGCUUUUGACGAGGCAAGUGUUGCUGCUGAUCCGGAUAUAGCUGCAAACGUACCUUCUGUAAUAGUUGAGGACAUAUCUUACCCUCACCUGCAAUCUAUUUGCCAAGACCAACAAAUUGAACACGUGGAAAAUAAUGAAACUUCCGACGAGACGAGGGUCGAUUCUGCUCCUGAUGCAGCUACUUGCAAUAAGACUAGCUGCUCUGUACUUUUAAUGUCUGAAGAACUAUCUAAUUCUGACACUCAGUCUUUCUCCCAAGACCAACAAAGUGACCUAACAAAAAAUAAUGAAGAUUUUUCUGAAGUUACUGAUGGCGCUGCUCCCGUCAUGAUUGAGGAUUUAAAUCCUCCCUUGUGUCAUGUUUACCUGCCGUCUUUCGCACAAUUUGCGCUGAUGGAUAAUGAUGUAUCACUUGCUGGUGUUGGUGAAGAAAGUGGGAUUUCAAGCAUGACGGUCAGCCCUGAUGCCGGUAACGAGUUUGACGCGAUCUUUGAAGAAAUGGUUCUUCCGGUGAUGGAUUGUGAACUGAGGUCUGAGGGACAGACGGAGGCCCAAAACAGCUUCUUUGCUGAUGAUGCAGCCAUAUCCGUCAUUGAAAAGGAUACGGCAGGUAUGUUGUUCGGGCCUUACCCAUCGCAUCGCUGGCAGCCACCUUGCAGUGAGCGCACAGCAUGGACUUAUUAUGAAUCAUCCGCAACCAACGAGGACAUGUUUGGCCAUGAGAUUGAGGAUAGUUAUCACAGCGCGAUGGAUCAGUUUGCAGAGCAGAUUGCAUACAGCGUUACUAACUUUAGUGAAAAGCCGUCAGACAUGAAAGUUAAGGUAGAGGUUGUCGAGAGUAAAGAGAAGACAAAUGGAGGAAGUGUUGAAAAGAAAGAGGCUACAAAAGCAGAGAAGGAGAUAGAAGAGGACUUUGAGAAGACUGAAAUCAGUAUCAUGGAGGCAACUAUGGACCAUAAUGAAUGGAUCAUGGAUAGUAACUAUCAAGCCUUUCCCUGGAUGAAUCUUUCCGCCCCAUCUUCUGCCCAAGACGAUACAAAAACCAACCAGCUUCCCUCUGAAGAGUGCCAAUACAGCUCUGCUUCAGCAGACACCACUUGUACGGACACAACAGAUAUCCCACCUUCCGCUGAAGUCAAACAAACCGACACUCUCUCUCUCGUCGACGAAAACACGGAAAAUAACACAAACGUUGUGGCGGUUGAGCCAAUGCCCCAGAAUGUUGACGUGACCUUCUGCAUCCAUUAUUUCACUCAAUCACCAUACCAGACGGUGGCUGUCACAGGAAACCAGCAGGAGCUGGGGAACUGGAAGGGAUUUGUCCCGCUAGAGAGAUCCAACGACGGGCACUGGGCCACGGUGGUCAGCCUACCCGCAGAGAGCCAUGUGGAGUGGAAGUUUGUGGUGGUGGACAAGGGCGAGGUGUGCCGCUGGGAGGAAUGUGGCAACCGCCUCCUCGACACGGGCUCUGGAGACGACCUGCUGGUGAACGAAUGGUGGGGACGCUUGAGAGAGUUACAGAUAACCGGAUUGAACCUUUUUAAGCCCAGACGCCUGGACGUAUCUGGACCUGCAAAUUUCCAACGCCAUGAUCACAAGGAUAAACCAGUCAUCUAAUGGGACUUUACUUAAAGGGUCGCUCUGAAUGCCAGUGAUAACAUUGAUAAUUUAGAGAACUGAAAAGAUUGUCGUCAAAUGACAGCAUCAUUACACAAAACGUCUUCCUUUCUCCCCCCCUGUGGUUGUAUUUAUAAUUAUGCAAAUCGCACCUCUUUAAGAAAAAGGGUGACUCAAUGCAAGUGUUUUAAUUUAUGUAAAUCGAUACUUUACUAUAAUGUACGUAUGCUGCUUCAAUACUCCCCAAAAAUCUAUGAGAAUAAAUGCACAUAGUUCACUUUUACUACAGCAAUAAUCAAAGCAAUAAUUGUAUAUUGUACACUGUAUGACUGGUGCAGGUAUUCUAAUGUGUUUACAACUAAACUGUGAUAUAGUUGUAACUUUGAUGCUGCUUUUAUCUCAUGGGACUGUGUGCAUGCAAUACUGUCCCAUUGUUGUUCUAUGAAUGUGCCUUUUAAACUUGUUUCAAUUGUUUUAUAAUACAUCAACACAAUUCUCUCUUCUUUUUUUUUUAAACAGCUUUGCUGGCCAUCAUCUUUUAUGUUUCAAUGCAACUUUUAUUAAGUUUCUUACAGUAUGUUGGUUAGUUUCUCACUUUUUUUUUGUUCAAGUUUCAGUUCUUAAUCAGUGCAGGCUAUUGGUCUCUAUAACUCAGAUCAUGGCAGAGAUUCUUGUUAUGCAAUACUGUGAAGAUGAUGCUACUCUUUAAUGUCAAAUGAGGUGGAGUUGGUUACCAAAUAAAGAAAUCUUCCAAGUC